AUGAUUCACAAUAUUAAGAAGAUAGAAGCUGCUGGUAAGAAGACAGAAGAAGGGAAUGCCUUGUUCAAAGCUGGUAAAUAUGCAAGAGCUUCUAAAAGAUAUAAGAAGGCUGUGAAGUACAUAGAGUAUGAUACUGCCUUUGGCGAAGAGGAGAAGAAAAGUGCCAAGGCCUUGAAAGUUGCUUGUAAUUUGAAUGACGCAGCAUGCAAGUUGAAGUUGAAAGAUUAUAAACAAGCAGCGAAAUUGUGUACAAAGCUUGAGAGCACAAACGUGAAAGCUCUUUAUAGAAGGACUCAGGCAUAUAUUCAGUUGACUGACUUAGAUUUGGCUGAACUUGAUAUCAAGAAAGCUCUUGAGAUUGACCCUAACAACAGGGUUGUGAAGCUUGAGGACAAGACUUUGAAGGAAAAGGUGAAAGAGAUCAACAAGAAAGAUGCAAAAUUUUAUGGAAAUAUGUUUAGCAAAAUGAAAAAGUUGGAUUCUCUUGACAGUAAUAAAUCGGCGCCAAAGGAUGCUGAGCCUAUGAGUAUUGACAGCAAGGCAUAA
Molecule: messenger RNA, 546 nt
Organism: Lathyrus sativus (Indian pea)
Lineage: Eukaryota; Viridiplantae; Streptophyta; Magnoliopsida; Fabales; Fabaceae
Source: the annotation of a GenBank genome assembly